AUGGUACCCCCAAAGAGCGGAAAUAGACCUCUGCGCCGAUGGAUCUAUCUCGCUUCUCCUUUUCUUAGCUUUCUUGUGGCAGGCUAUCUGUUCCUGUCAAAUUAUCCUUUAUACUAUAAAGAUAAUGGGGCCCUUAAUAUUCCAUCUUCACCAUCAGAAGAGAUACCUCGGAUAAUAGCUGGUCUAGAAGAUGUCCACGUUGUGUUAAAAACCGGUGCAACCGAAGCACUAGCAAAAGUUCCCGUUCACUUUAACACUACCUUGCGAUACGUCCCUCGCUUCACUUUAUUCUCUGACUAUGAGGAGGAUCUCGCUGGGUGUCAUAUUUAUGAUGUUCUGCGAAACGUCGAUGCGGCGAUCAAAGAUAAGCAUCCGGAAUUUGAACUCUAUAGGCGCCUCAGGGCUGCGGGUAGAGAAACUCUAUCGAACACUGACCCAUCGAACGACGUGAGCACACCUGCUGGGAAACCAAACAACCCUGGCUGGAUCUUGGACAAAUGGAAGUUCCUCCCGAUGAUGCACGAAACUCUCCGCAUUCGAGAUGACGCCAAAUGGUAUAUCUUCAUGGAGGCAGAUACGUAUAUAGUCUGGAAGAAUUUAGUAAUCUGGCUCGAGAACUUCGACUCGAGUAAGCCAUACUAUCUUGGUAACCAGAUGCAAAUUGGAGAUACUAUAUUUGCCCACGGAGGAUCUGGCUUUGUACUGUCCCAAGCGGCUCUGAAACGUGUUGUCGAGUACCAUUCUUCUCUGGUAAAGGAAUGGGAUACACUCACAGGUGAGCACUGGGCGGGUGAUGAGAUUCUUGGGAAGGCUUUAAAUGACGCAGGCGUUGGCCUUCUUUGGUCCUGGCCGAUGCUCCAAGGUUCGACGCCUUGGAAUUUUGAUCCCUUUUCGUCCAGUUAUAAUAAACUGCCCUGGUGCUAUCCUCCAAUAACCUAUCACCACAUGGGCUCGGAGGAUAUUAGAGAGCUAUGGGAAUUUGAGGAGAGAUGGUUUGAAGAGAAGCUUACCCAACCUCGUUUCAAUGCAACGGGAGAAGAUAGGGAUAAUGAUUCCCGAGAUAUCGCAGCUGGAGUUGAAACGGCAGCAGAAUGCGAAAGACAUUGCACCAAAGACCUAGAGUGUCUCCAGUAUUCCUUUGGUGACAAAUUAACGUUCAAGAUAUCAUAUCUUUAUGUUCAUCUCCUUCGUUUGUGUUUUGAACUUAAGAAAAACAACAUCAUCAACUAA
Trichophyton verrucosum HKI 0517 is the source of this 1230-nucleotide messenger RNA. RefSeq lists its product as uncharacterized. The coding region runs from base 1 to 1230 and encodes 409 amino acids. The transcript is spliced from 3 exons. The record is from RefSeq and is a predicted model, not a curated record. Lineage: Eukaryota; Fungi; Ascomycota; Eurotiomycetes; Onygenales; Arthrodermataceae. Gene Ontology annotation, molecular function: glycosyltransferase activity. Gene Ontology annotation, cellular component: membrane.